Carica papaya (papaya) is the source of this 1561-nucleotide messenger RNA. RefSeq names its product filament-like plant protein 5. Lineage: Eukaryota; Viridiplantae; Streptophyta; Magnoliopsida; Brassicales; Caricaceae. The record is from RefSeq and is a predicted model, not a curated record.
UCUCUGGCUUCCUCACUCUCUUCUACUACCCGCUCCUCUUGGCUCCCUCUUCUUUUUUGUCUAUUUCACACUCGGAAAACCAACUGAAGAAGAACACGAAUAAAUUUUCAGUUCUAGUUCUCGAUCACAGUCCUUGUUCUUGGUAAUCUCUUGCAGAUCUACUCUGUUAUAGUGAUAGUCUGUCAUUUCUUCAGGAUAUAUACUGUAAGAACAAGAUGGACCGCCGUAAUUGGCCUUGGAAGAAAAAAUCAUCUGAUAAGACCAUAGGUGAAAAGCUGGUGAAUGUAUCAGAUUCUGCUGGCGCUUCUUUGUCUUCAUUAGCAUCUCUAGGAGAUCAGGAAAACUAUAAAAAGGUAAACUAUGUUCAAAUACCUAUGGAUGUAUAUAGACAUCUGAAUGGGUUGGGAGGUCAAGUGAAUACAUUGACAGAUCAAAUCAAAUUAUUUGAGAGUGAAGUGAAGAAUUUGAAGGAACAGCUCUCUGCUGCUCAUUCUGAAAUUAGUGCCAAAGACAGUCUGGUUAUACAGCAUGCAAAAGUGGCUGAAGAGGCUGUUUCAGGAUGGGAAAAGGUUGAAUCGGAAAAUCUUGCAUUGAAGCGUCAACUUGAAUCUGUCACUCUAUUGAAGCUCACUGCAGAGGAUAGAACAUCCCAUUUGGAUGGUGCUCUCAAAGAGUGUAUGAGGCAAAUAAGGAAUGUGAAGGAUGAAAGUGAACAUCAAUUGCAUGAGGUUGUUCUAUCUAAAACCAGCCAAUGGGACAAAAUUAAGCUGGAGCUUCAAGCACAAAUAGCAGAUUUGGAUCAAAGGCUUCUGCGGGCAGCUGCUGAAAAUGCAGCACUUUCAAGGUCAUUACAAGAGCGAUCUAAUUUGAUACUGGAGAUUAAUGAAAAGAAAUCUCAAGCUGAAGCUGAAAUAGAAUAUCUGAAGGGAAAUAUCCUGUCAAAGGAAAAGGAGAUAAAUGCACUUAAGUAUGAUUUGCAUGUAGCGUCUAAGGAGCUUGAUAUCCGUAAUGAGGAAAAGAACAUGAGUGUAAGGUCUGCAGAAAUUGCAAACAAGCAGCAUCUCGAGGGAGUCAAAAAGAUUGCAAAGCUAGAAGCAGAGUGCCAAAGACUACGUGGCCUCGUUAGGAAGAAGUUGCCUGGGCCUGCUGCAUUGGCUCAAAUGAGGCUAGAGGUUGAGCAUUUGGACCAUGAAGUCAGUGAACCCCGAAAGCAGAGAACUCUGGUUAAAAAUCAUAAUCCUGAGUCAUCUCUAAAACCAGAACUUUCUUCUGAUACCUUGCAACACUGCCAAAAAGAGAAUGAAUGUCUUACCACACGUGUAUUGACAAUGGAGGGAGAGACAAAAAUGCUUCGAGAGGCUUUAGCAAAUCGAAACAGUGAACUGCAAGCUUCCAGAGACGUUUGUGCCAAGAUGGCUGGUGAGCUUAAAAGUUUGAAAGCACAGACCCUCAAUCAGAAGGGAAGUUGCCAAAAUGCAGAUCUUGGCAAUCCUGUUGAAGAAUCAUCAAAGGAGAUAUAUAAGUAAUUCUCCCCAUUAUGGCUUCUAUGUCUGCAGAUGGG